AGAAAUUAAGCGAUGUGAUGUGUUCAAAAUUAAACAUUUUGUUUAGAAAAGGAAGGAAGACGCGUGUAUGAAAUUGUAAAUGCAGUGGGACACGUGCAGCAUAAAUGAAUCGACGAAAGAUGUCUAGACGAAACCCGAUGGGGGUACAACGGGGGCGAGACAGCAACGCGUGCGAAUGAUCGAAUGCGCGAAUUUGCGGUUCCUGUUGUCGAGAUGCCAAGUUCCGAGUUAAUGUUCAUUUAUUCGCGUCGCCGGCAUAAUGUUCCUAUAUUGACUUCAUGCGAGAGUAAUCGAUACAAUUGAACAUUAAUCUUUAAGUAGUCUAGCUCAAUCUUUAUUCCGUCAUAAACACGAGCUUGCUCUCUCAAGAAGGUGUAUACAUAUAUGAUCGCGAUUUUUAAAAGAACGAUAGGCUCCCAAAUCAUCAUCAAUUAAUAUAAAAGAAACCCCGAAGCAUCUACGCAAUCUCACAGAAUUUUACUCAACACGAUGAAGAAUGAUCACUAAUCGCUUUUGAAGACAAGACUUAAACCGAUGACUUGAUCAAGGUCUGGUGUCGAAUGAUCAUCUCAGAGGCAGACAAUGUCCUUCUGCAGGAUCACGGGUAAAAGCCGGGGUCUACCCAGGCCGAAUUAUUUCCCGCUGUUACCGCCGAUAAGUCCGGCGGACGCAAAGCGAUUCUGCCGCAUCACCGGCAAGUCCUACGGUCUACCGACCCAUCAUUACAUUCCGGUGUUGCUGGGCGCGCACGCCCAGGACAAGUCGAAAUGCAAGAUCACGACGAACGCCGCGGGCCUCGGGCCACACCAUUACACCGCCGGUCUGAUCGUCGACGAGAAGAGGAGGCACGUGGUGCUCAAGGAUUACCGCUACGUUUUUCCAAUCUUGGAGGGCGAGGGCGAGCAGCAGCGCAUCUUGCGGGAACUCCUGAACGCGAAGCAGACUCCCAUCGAGGAGGAAGAGAAGUUUGUGUACACGGUCGAGGAACGAAGGUGCAGUCUCGUGUUCCCGGCGAAGUUGGAAGCCGCUGUUCGAGAUGGAGACGUUAAGGACGUUAUGCUCUCGCGAGACUGCGAUACCGUUUUGUUGAGACUAAAGCAAGGCAAAAAUGUGUCUGUGGACUUCAAGAACUUGGAAGAUUUUGAAAAUCUUUACGACGGACUGGGACCACGAGAGGAAGUGCUGAAGGAGCGAGAAAAGCUGGAGGCCGAGGCUAGAAAGCGAAAGAGAAAGAAGCAGACAGCGUUGAAUUAUGCGAGGAAGAUCUUCGAGGAAAAGGAGAAGGCGGCCGACGAGGAAGAGCUUCGACGUGCCAAGCAACUCAAGUUAAGGAGCAUCAAGGAAGAGGUGAAAAUCGAGACGAUAGCGGAAGAUUGGAGGCAUGUGGAUGCGGAACAGACGAGAGUCCAAUCUUCCGACGUCGUAAAUAUUUCGAACGCUCUCAAAGACGCAGUAAAACCGAUCUCCAAUGUGUUAGACUGGAAAUCGUUUCGAAACAACACGACUAAACCAGCCGGCGUGCCGAUAAUCACGGAUAUGCCGAUUCCUGUACACGCCGAGCUGCAGAUCAUAGGUCGGGAACCAAUUCUGUACACUACCCCUAUGUUCGAAUCCGUAGGAGGUUUCGAGGCAGUCGCGAUCGUGAAACCACUGACACCCUUGAUUGCAAAGGUGGACGUGACGUUGCAAAGCGCUAUUCAGAGUAUUUCGCAGGAUAAUCUUGAAGAGACCGCAAACAUCACGGAAAAGCUUCUUCAAGCUGGAGAGCCGGCGUUGAAAUGUCUGCCUAGGAUGGAGGAGGUUCCCGAACUGGUACGGAAUCUGUCUACUGGCAAGAAAAGUACGAUCCACAAUGUGAAAGGUCUUAAGUUAGACAUCAAGUCGGCGGAGAGAUUUGUCGCUGGCCAAACGCUGCAGACGCCAAGCAUCUUUGUGCCCGGCCAAACUUUGCAGACUCCUCAAACUCCCGUCUUCAAGGUCCCGCCCGGACUCACUCUCAACACGCCUGACGGGCCUCUUUUGAUCCCUGGACAGGUCAUCACCGUCGAAGAAUCAGACGGGGCGAAAACGCCGAUAUUCGUCGCCGGUCAGACCCUGACGACGGAGCGAGGUGAAUGUUUUGUUCAAGGUCAGACGUUCCAUACGAGUGAGGGUAGCAAGUUCGUCGAGGGUCAGACCGUCCUGACGGAGGAGGGCCCGAAAUUCGUGGCUGGUCAAGUAACGACGGACGGAACUUUUGUCUCGGGACAAACCAUAAACACUUCGGACGGAGCUCGAUUCAUGGCAGGCCAGACUGUCACGGAUUACAGCGGCGAAUCGGUUUUCGUGCCGGGACAGAACGUAUUUAUCGGCGAUAAAUAUGAAUUUGUGCCAGGUCAGUGCGUCGAAUCGCCGAACGGUGAACCUAGAUUUGUUCCUGGACAGACGCUGCAGACGACCGAAGGUCUGCAAUUCGUUCCCGGGCAAUACGUCACCACGAAAUCAAACGAGAAACAUUUUGUACCAGGUAUUGUCAAGAACACGGAAGAUACGCCGACAUGUCCGGGAAUGACGCUGGAUACUCUGAAAGGUCAAAAGUUCGUUGAAGGUCAGGUACUGAAAACUACAGAAAGUAUAAUUUUCUGUCCGGGACGAACCAUUGAAACCGAAAAGGGCUUUGAGUUUGUCGCGGCGAAGAAAUUCGACGAAGUCAUCUUUCAGGACGCCGGUCCUGUCGGUAUCCCCGUGGAUCCGAGGAGCACAAACGCGGCGUCGGUUCUCCAGCAGCGCGAGAUCUUCGGCCACAUGGUGCAGACGGAGAGAGGUAUCGAGUUCUUCCCGGAAAACGCGAAGAAGCUGCCAGAGGGCAAGAGGAUCGUGCCGGGUCAAUUGGUCAGUGGCGACAAGGACGGGCCGCGUUUUGUACCGGGUGUUAUGACCGAGGACGGCUUCUUACCAGGUCAGAUAGUCACGACAGAAAAAGGGGAGGAAUUUGUGCCGGGCCAAGUGAUCGACACUAGCAGCGGACCAAAGUUCGUUCCCGGUCAGAUAGUAGAAACCCGGACAGGAUCUAAGUUCGUACCUGGUCAAACGAUAAACACAACAGAUGGACCACGUUUUGUGCCAGGCCAGAUCGUUGAUACCAAGGUCGGACCAACGUUUAUCCCUGGCCAGGUGAUUUACACCGAAGAGGAAGGCUCCAGAUUCGUACCUGGACAAGUGGUAGACACGCCAGAUGGGCCUAGAUUCGUGCCAGGGCGCGUGGUGGAAACGGGCGAGAUAGGUGUGACCUUUGUGCCGGGUCAAAUCGUCCAGACGGAAGAAGGACCUUGUUUUGUCGCUCCCGAUCUUAUCGAUACUCCCGAGGGCGAGCUGGAAUUUUCGGUGCAAGGCUUCGAGGUUACGCCUGAGGAGCUACGAUUGCUGCGACCGCAGCAUUUGAAUUAUAAUCCACGCUUCCGUCAUCGCGGCGAGACCAGCAUAGACGCAAAAAUGUUACACGAGCUGUCAGAAGCGGGGUUAUUCGUGGGAAGAAAAGGUGCUACGAGCUUGCCGUCAGUAGACGUAAACGUAAAUCCGAAGGCGGUGGAGCAGGCCCUCGUCGUGGCAACGACGAAGUUGAGCCUGCAAGGUGGCACGGCGGUUAAGAUGGCGCAGAUUGUCUCGAUGGUCGCGCAACUUGCGAAAAAUAUUGUCUUGCAACAACAACGAAAUUCAAAUCCCGCAAAUGCAGAAGUGCUGACCAAUGGUGUUCAUUCGCCUGCUGUGAAAGAGGAAAAAGAAAAUGGAACCAAGAGCGACAACAGUUUCGAACUUCUUCAGGGUGCGAUCGCAGCAGCUGUUUUAAUGAUAUCAGACGACAACCAACAGACGGUAUUAGAUAACGACAACUCUCAAGAUUUUGUUUAUUCUUCCAUCAGCGAGUCCUUCAACGUGCUGCUGCAUCAGAAUGAUCGAGACGUCAAUCGAUCGGUCGACGAAGUUCUGAAAAUUCUUCUAAUCCCACAGAACCGUAGUUCUCUUUGUCAGAACGUAUUAUCCGAACUGCUAACUAUUCAGAACAGUAAGGUCAACAUACUGAAAUCUGCCAUGAGUUCUAACCAGUCUUUGCAAAAGGACAUCGUAAUCAACAAGCUGUCGAUGGUUCUCGAAGAAGAGCAUAGCGCGGAUCUAAUCGGACCAGCCUUCCGAACCGUCUCGAGAAACGAUCCCGAGCUGAUUUCGCUCGUUCUGGAGAACGUAUCGCGCCACGUGGCGGACGUAGCGACGGAGAAGGAAGCCACGGAGACGGUUUACAAGGCGAUCGUCCAGGCUGUUCGGGAGUCGAGCGAGAUUCGCGUGAAGGAGCUGCUGAACGCUGAACGUGGACCGGACGUACGCGAGAUGCUGCUACAAGCUGUGGGCCUGGCACGGGCCCUGGGCAUGUCCGACACAGCUAGAAGCCUGCUGGCUGUGAUCGGCGACGAGAGAUCCACCCAAGCGCUGGCGAACGAUCGCGUUACCAUGGACGUACUGAAGAGGCUGGCGAUCAUGAGGAGACUCGCCGAGGAACGGCCGCCCUUCAUGAACGCCCUCGGACAAUUGUGCAGCGAUCCCGAGCUGGCGAGAACCGACCCGCGACUUCGGACCCUUGUAAGAGAGAGCGCCGCGCUGAUGAUCGUACCUGAAGAGACCCCGUUGCUGUCCUCCGCCGACGUUCCGACCGCGUUGCUGCACGCUGACAACAGCCUGGCGAUGGAGGAGUUUCUCCUGAGAAGAAGUCACAAACCCUCGUCCAUCUUCAUGAUCCUGAAGCAGGGUCUGCAAGCGGUCGUGCCCCGGGAAGCGUCUCGCUCGGUGCUGACCGGCGAGGUGGCUUUUACUGUUCUCGACGAGGACGGGAUACAUCACUUUGAGCCCUUGCAUGUGUUUUCGGCGCUCAGGCUGAAUCGUCCGACCGCGCAUCGGUUCUCCAUGUAUUGUUGCCCGAUGGCGAAGGAAGUAGAUACGGAUGGCGAGGUGAUGUCUGCCACGUUCACCGGCACGACCUCGGUCGCCAGUAGUUUGGAUGGUUCUGCCAACGGUAGCUCCAACAAACAAGAGUGCAAUGGCAUCGCGACCUUGUCGAAGUCCGAGCAGUCGGUCACUCUUCUGUCAGCCAGCAGAGAAAACACGCCGAGUCUGAAGAGAUUGAACGAUGCUCGGCGAAAGAACAGCCUUGAGCGGGGAUCCUCGGAAAAUUACGUCGUUGUGAAAGACUACGUUGCGGACACCGACGGAUUUACCGUGCACGUCGGGGACAUCGUCGAGGCCAUCGAGCAUGACGGUUCAGCGAAGAAAGCGAGGAUGGACCCCGAUCUGGAGGUCGAGGUCGGCGAUAUCUUGGACAAUUCGGCCGCAAAGCACAAGCUGUCGAUCCGUCCACGUCGAACUCACGCGGAUCCGCGAGCUCGAAACAGCUCGAGUAUCGAGUCGGACUCGAGCCUUCAAAGGGUACACGUUCGUGCACCUAACGGAAGGCAAGGAUGGUUACCCAUAUCCAUUUUAAUGCUAACAACGCUUAGUGAAGACAGUUCAUCAAUGAGUCGACCAGAAGAUUCUUAUUAUCGGCGAGAGGCCGUCGUGAAAGAAUUAAUCGAGACGGAGGAAGAAUUCGGUAGGGAUCUUCAGCUGGUCGUCGAACGAUACCUGAAGCCUCUCGACAACCCUGAUGUCCCGCGGAGCGUCCGAGACAACAAAGAAAUUAUUUUCACUAAUCUGAAACAAAUAGCCGAUUUUCACAACACAUCGUUCGGCAGGGUGUUGAUCGAGGGUGUCAAGUAUUAUGCGGAUCAACCACGUAUGCUCGGCAAAACUUUCUUGAGACUGGAGAGAGAUUUUGACAAGCACGUGGCGUACUGCAGGGACGAGCCAGCUGCUCAGGAAUUUCUUCAGACAAACAACGAAGCACGCGAAUACUUCGAGGAGUUGAGCCAGACUCUGGGCGACGACAAAAGUAUAUCGGAACAUUUAAAGCUUCCAAUACAACGCAUAAACGACUACCAGCUCCUGCUAAAGGAGCUGGUGAAAUAUUCGACCCGAUUAGGCGAAAACUGCGACGAUCUCCAAAAGGCGCUAGAAUUGAUGCUAGGAAUCCCUCACAGGGCAACCGAUAAUAAAUUCAUAAGCAAUAUCGAAGGAUACAAAGGGAAUAUUCACAAACUUGGUAGAUUACUCACACAUGAAUGGUACACAGUUAUUGAUAAGGAAGGAAAAAGCAAAGAGAGAUACUUAUUUCUAUUCAAAGCGCGAAUUCUCGUUUGCAAAGUCAGACGGAUCUCGGAAGAUAGAUCAGUUUUCGUUCUAAAGGAUAUUAUUCGAUUACCGGAAGUAGAAGUGAAGGAUCAUCCCGGUGACAUACGAUCCUUCGAACUACACAGCCCUACUAUCCCCAAUUAUCCUAUCACUUUAGUAGCUCACAAGGAUCCCGUGAAAGCUUACUGGCUCAGGGAGAUUCGUCAAUACGCCAGCGAUCUGGUCGCUCUCGCCGAGCACGCAGCGGACGAUCUUCAAGUGACCGAAGAAGUACCGGAAACCAAGGAAGAACUCAAGAGCGACGAGAAGCCGGUACCAGUUAAGGUUGAACCACUACAAGCGAAUCCGGAAUCACUCAAAGUCCAAGUGAAGGAAGAAGCUAAGGCAAAUCUAGGCCCACCGAAGGUAGAUUCGAUCAAGGACACCAAAGUUGUAGAGAAGCCAGUUAAAGUUGAACCACAACAAGCGAAUCCGGAAUCACUCAAAGUCCAAGUGAAGGAAGAAGCUAAGGCAAAUCCAAGUCCACCAAAGGUAGAUUCGAUCAAGGACGCAAAAGUUGUAGAAAAGUCAGUUAAAGUUGAACCACAACAAGCGAAUCCGGAAUCACUCAAAGUCCAAGUGAAGGAAGAAGCUAAGGCAAAUCCAGGUCCACCAAAGGUAGAUUCGAUCAAGGACGCCAAAGUUGUAGAAAAGCCAGUUAAAGUUGAACCACAACAAACGAAUCCGGAAUCACUCAAAGUUCAAGCGAAGGAAGAAGCUAAGGCAAACCCAGGUCCACCAAAGGUAGAUUCGAUCAAGGACGCCAAAGUUGUAGAGAAGCCAGUUAAAGUUGAACCACAACAAGCGAAUCCGGAAUCACUUAAAGUCCAAGUGAAGGAAGAAGUUAAGGCAAAUCCAGGUCCACCGAAGGUAGAUUCGAUCAAGGACGCAAAAGUAGAAAAGCCAGUUAAAGUUGAACCACAACAAGCGAAUCCGGAAUCACUCAAAGUUCAAGGGAAGGAAGAAGCUAAGAUAAACCCAGCUAAGGCAAACCCAGGUCCUCCGAAAGUAGACUCGAUCAAGGACACCAAAGUUGUAGAGAAGUCAGUUAAACCACAACAAGCGAAUCCGGAAUCACUCAAAGUUCAAGCAAAGGAAGAAUCUAAGACAAAUCCGGGUCCACCGAAGGUAGACUCGAUCAAGGGCACCAAAGUUGAAGAGAAAUCAGUUAAACCACAACAAACGAAUCCGGAAUCACUCAAAGUUCAAGCAAAGGAAGAAGCUAAGGCAAAUCCGGGUCUACCGACGGUAGACUCGAUCAAGGACACCAAGGUUGUAGAGAAGCCAGUUAAAGUUGAACCACAACAAGCGAAUCCGGAAUUACUCAAUAAAGCUCAAGCAAAGGAAAAAGCUAAGGCAAAUCCGGGUCCACCGAAGGUAGACUCGAUCAAGGACUCCACCAAGGUUGUGGAGAAGAGGAAGGACUCUGUGACCAACGUAUCGGAAGCGAAGAAGACUAAGGUCGACGAAACGCAAGCAGACAUGUCCCGAAGAUAUUCCUCAAGUCGAUAUAGUACUUCCUCGAAGGUCGUGGAAGAAUACUCGUCAAUAUCGAGUAGUCGUAAUGGCGUAUCCACGUACACGGAAUCGGCAGCAUCCGCUGUCGAGACGAGGAUGUCUUCCUCGGCACAAGGAGACCAAAUAUCAGAAACCACAACUUCGUACGAGACUGCGAUUAUCGGUGAUGCAACAGCAGACUCGAAAAGCGAAAAGGGAACUGCCCAAGUCACUCUCGGUGCUGAGGCUGGCAAACCGGUGUUUAUCAAGACGAUAGAGGGAUGCAGUGUGGAACCGUUGCGACCAAAAAGGGCAUUGAUACACGCUAUAGCUGGAGAGGUUGCAACUUUCGAGUGCACGUUGUUGACCGCCGAUUCCACCACCAGAAUGCAAUGGCUAAAAGAUAACAAACCAAUGGAGGAUAAACUGGCUGAUCGCGUCUCUACCACGAGGAACGACACCAAGUGCAAGCUCGAGAUCCAGAAUGUUCACGAGUCAGAUACCGGCAUAUACAUUGCACGUGCUCUGAAUACGAAAGGCGAGGCGACGUGCACUGCUCAAUUAGUGGUUCAACAAUUGAGUCCAGAAGAAAAAAAGGCAAGGGCAGAUGCAAAUGGACCUAUAUUUUUGGUGCGUUUGAAGGAUACCGAACUUCUCGAGAAUACCUAUUUACGCUUUAUGAUCAAGGUCAAGGGAGAGCCUAAUCCAGAAAUAAAAUUCUUCAAGGACGGCGUUUUAAUCGACGCAAAGUACGAACGUGUAAAAAUCGUAAGAGAUAAUGCUGAAAAAGGAUUUUACGAACUGGUGAUUGCCGACGUUCAGAAACAAGAUGCUGGAAAAUAUUCGUGCACAGCUAUGAAUCGUUAUGGCGAUGCUACAUGCGAGGCGGUAGUGACGGUGACAGAUGAAAAGCCGCUAUUCCUAGGACUUCCUGAAGGUCUUCUCGAGCUCGGAGGCGAACCGAACUUUAUUUGGUCGCGCGAUGGACAACCGUUCGAUCCUGAAGAGAGAUUUAAGGUUCUUUUCCAAGAUAAGGAGGACACUCUGGCACUGGUUUUCCAGCAUGUAAAACCCGAAGACGCUGGUCUUUAUACAUGCGUGGCGCAGACUAGCACAGGUAACAUUAGCUGCAGCGCGGAAUUAACGGUGCAAGGAUCUGUGAAUCAGUUGUAUAAAGAUCCGGAAAAACCAAAAUUACAAACGGAAUCGAAGCAAUCCGAAGUGAAUAUCGGUGCUUCCGCAAUGUUAGAUUUGCAGGUGAAGGGUUACCCUAAGCCGGACAUCAAAUGGACCAAGGAUGGUCAAGAGAUCGCAGCCGGUGGCAGGAUCAAGUACCUCUGGGAGGACGAGGAGUCUCUCUCGCUGGUAAUUAAACAAGUCACCGCCAAAGACGCCGGUGUUUAUACCAUCACUGCAAAGAAUGAACUCGGCGAAGAUAGCACUCAGAUCGAGCUGAUCGUCAAGUCUGCGCCAAAGGUCACGAUGAAGCAAUCCGACAUGAUAAUUCUCAUCGAGGAUACGGGCACAAUGACUGUCCAAGUGGAAGCCACCCCGGCGCCGGAAGUUACGUGGUACAAAGACGGUCAGCUGAUCGAGGAGAGCGAUCGUUUCAAAAUCAUCAAGGAGAAUAAUGACACGUACAAGCUGGUACUGAAGAACGCGAAACUGACCGACGCGGGCUCAUAUUCGAUCGUCGCACGAAAUGAGGUCAAUCAAACGACCGAGAUUUGGAGGGUCGGCAUCAGAUGCCCGCCGAAGAUCAAGAAGGGACUCGGUGAGUCGAGAGUGCUCAACGAGGGCGACACGUUGAAUCUCUUGAUCGAGGUAGACUCCGAUGGCGAACCGACGGUGAACUGGUAUAAGGACGGGCAACUUCUAACUGCGAGCGAUCGCGUGAAGAUGACGAAAAACGGAGAUAAUUAUAUACUGAUAGUCAACGGUGCGAAGGUGGAAGAUGCGGCGGUUUAUAAGGUUGAAGUGAUAAACAAGCAUGGUACCAUUUCGGACGAGACGAGGAUCAGAGUACGAGGCAUACCGCGAUUCAAGACGAAACUAUGCGAUAUGACCGCGAACGAAGGCGAGCUGAACUUCGAGUUCGUGGUCGAGGUCGAGGGUUUCCCGAAGCCGAGCGUACACUGGUUUCUGGGCGAUGUUGAAAUCACCGAGAAGCGCACAGAGUACACUCGUAUAGAGGAGGGUGAUAAUUACAAGCUCGUUAUCAAGGAGUUGACGACCGAGCUGAAGGGUCACUAUACUUGCAAAGUGCAGAACGAAUACGGCGAGAAUUCGAGCAGCUCCAACUUGACGGUGAACACCCGGCCAAAGUUGCUGAAGAAACUGGCGGACCAGAAGUUGAACGAGGGCGAAACGCUCACGCUGUCAUUCGAGGUGGCUGGUACACCGGAUCCGGAAGUCAAAUGGUACAAGGACGGAGAAGAGGUGACGGCGGAUGCCAGGAUUAAGAUCACUAGGGAUAGUCAGCGGAGCGAAAGCUACGAUUUGACGGUGACGCUGUUGAAGGGCAGCGAUGGAGGCUUGUACGAAGUGCGAGCCGAGAACGAGCUGGGUUACGUCAGUAGCAAGAGCAAGGUCAUCGUGCUGACUAAAACGGAAGAUGAGAAGGUAGAACCUCCGAAAGAGAAGGCCAAAAAGACGUCGGUGGAAGAAACGAAGAAAUUAGUGAAGGAACAGUUGUUGCCACAGCAAACUCUACGCGCCGAAGAAUCGGAAUCGGAAGGUCGCGUCAGAGUGGAGAAACAAAACAUCCAAGUAAUUCAAGGAGACAAUGAAACAAUUACGAUCUCUGUGGCCUCUACAACAUCACACGAAGCUAUACUCACAGGUCCCGAUGAAAGUCAUACGAUCAGCAAGAUGACAGCGACCAAAGUCGAGUGUCGGGAAUUCGGUGUCGAAUCGGGACCCCGUAUCGAGGAAAUCGCUUCUUACGCUUACACCGUGCAAGAGGAGAACUCGAAGCCGCAGAACGGCGUGCUGAUCGAGGAGUUUUCGGAGACCGAGGAAAAGAGAUCGAACUUGAAUCUCAAUCGUGAUGUCACGAUCGUCUCCGUCUCCGACGACGAAUCGACUUUGAAGGCGCUGUCACGAGACGUUAGCACGGAGGACGUGCAAUCAGCUGAUCAGUUCCCGGACGAUCAGAGAACUCCGAGCGGCAUCGUCGACGAAUUUUGCUUCAACGGAACGCCGGAAGACGAGAGAAUCUUGGAGAACCUUAGAUCGCACAGGAUCUCUAGAUUCGAGGAGACCAUUGCCGAAGAACGGUCAUCCGAGGAGCCGUCAUCGGCGAGACUAUCGAAUCGAACUCUACGACGGGAAAGUCUGGAGGUGAAGAAGAUGAAUUUAUUAACCCAGAGUUCGACGAUCAGCGACGCGAGUCCAAGGAAGAAAAUUGCGGAGAUAACUCUGGAUGGACCAAGCUCCACCGUCGAAUCAUCAAAGGAGACUGCGAUCUUCGAGGAGACAAAAGUCUCGACGUUGUCGAGCGAAACUCCAUCGAGUUCUCAGAAAGGGCAACUCGAUGAUGACGAGGAGAUCGACGAGGGGAUGAAGAAUCUUCUAGCUCGCGUUAAGCGACAACGUAGCGUGCUAGACGAAAUCCUUGAUAAAGAGUCAAGCAGAGAGUCAGCCCCGCCUCACAUCGUGAACACGAAUCUCACCGAUCGAACGAUCUUCGAGACGCAGAAUACGCAGUUCGUGGUGGAGGCCACCGGUUUACCAAGACCAGACGUGAAAUGGCUAAAGGACGGCAAGAUUCUUCGAUCCGGGGAACGAGUGAGAAUCUCACAAAAUACCGCGGAAUCGUACGAGAUGGAUCUCAGCAAGGCCACCCUCGAGGACGAGGGUCUCUAUACAUGCAUCCUGACCAACAAAUUGGGCGAGGAAGUCGUGGAGGGCUACUUGACAGUCGGUACCGUCGACGACCUUAAGAAACCGAGGUUCUCCGAGCCUCUCAAAGACGUCGAUGUCAAUUUGGAAACUGAUGGCGAGUUCAAAGCCGUCUUCACGGCCGAUCCGGUUCCGGAUAUCACAUGGUUCUCCAAAGAUCAGGAAAUUCCGCCUGAUGAUUCUAGACUUAAAUGGACGCUGACUACCGGUCCAGCAGCUGAUAAAUUGACAGAAUGUAAAGUUACAUUGAAAGUACCAAAAUGUACUAAAGAAGAUACCGGAGAGUACACCUUGAAGUUAAGAAAUAAAUGGGGCGAAGGCGAGUCUAGUGCAUUUUUGAAUCUUUUAUUACAACCGGAAAUUGAGAGCUUUAGAGAUCAUACCGAGUCGGUUGACGAGCGAGUUGAAUGGCAAGCUAUUAUUAAAGGAAAUCCAAAACCCGAAAUCGUAUGGCUGAAAGAUGGUAGGGAGUUACAAAAGAAUGAGCAGUACGACAUGGAGGAAGAUAAGAGGAACUGCAAAUACAAGCUUAUCAUUAAAAAGCUCACUCUAGAGGACAAAGGAGUUUAUACAGUUGUGGCAAAGAAUUAUCUGGGCGAAGUGAGUGCUCAAGCCACACUUACGCCUCACACCGAGAUUCCGACCUUCCUGAAGGACCUAUCAAAGGUGCAAUGCAGCGAUCGCGAUGACCUCGAACUGAAGAUCCGCGUGACCGGCAUCCCGAGACCGAAUGUCGAAUGGUUCAAGGACAAUGAGGUCGUUAAAGAAGACGAGCGUCACCAGGUGACGACCCACGUGGAAGGCAUAGUGGACAGUACCUUCUUCAUCAAAACCUUCUCAGCCAAGGAUGCCGGCACGAUAACAUGCAAGGCGACCAAUGUCGCCGGCACCACACAGACCAGUUGCAAGCUAUCCAUGAUGUUGACGGCACCUUCGUUCGGUAAAAUGUUACCGAGGUCGGCGGAGGUCGACGAGGGCGAGCCUCUGGAGCUCAAGGCCAAGAUAGACGGCAGUCCGAUACCCAACAUCGCUUGGUUCAAGGACGGCGAGAAGAUCACCCCGGACGAUCACGUGAAGAUCAGUACAUUGCCGGAUGGUACCACGAAGCUUACCAUCGACGUGGUGGAACCCACCGAUUGCGGUGCUUACAAGCUCGUCGUCACAAACUCCAGCGGCGAAAAUUCCUCGCUCUGUGCUGUCGCUGUUACGCCCGAACGAAGAAAACCGUCGUUCAUGAAGCCAUUGGAGGACACGAAGGCCGUGGUUGGGCAUCCAUUGAAACUGGAAGCACAAGUCCUAGCUUUCCCGAAUCCACAGGUGCAAUGGUUCAAGGACGGAAUCCCGUUGCGACACACCAAAGAGAUGUAUUUUAUGAACGAGCCGAAUGGACUUAUUGGCUUGAGAAUGGAUUAUGUACGUCCAGAGGAUGCCGGCACCUAUUCGCUGAUCGUCUCCAACUCGCUUGGUGAGAUCACGGGUACGGCCAAGGUAGAGGUGGAGGAAAGAGAGAAAAGACCGGAAUUUGUUGCGAGUCUUCAACCACAAACCAUCGUCGAGGGUUUCCCAGUGAAGAUGGAAGUGAAGAUUUUAGGAAAACCGACGCCUGAGCUAAAGUGGCUGCGAGAUGACGAAGAAAUUGUUCCGGAUAACAAGCACGUAAAGAUCAUCAGCCAGCCGGACGGAAGACAAGCUCUGAUCCUCGACAAGGCAACGCCAGAAGACAUCGGCGUGUAUCAGGUGAUAGCCGGCAACACGGAAGGCACCGCGUCCUGCAAAGCCAAACUAGACGUAGUUGGCAAGGCGAGACCGGACACGCCGGAGGAGAAGCCGGCGUUCACCAGCCCCAUGCGCGACGUCUCCAUCGAGGAGGGUCAGCCAUUAAUCUUGGACGUGUCGUUCGUCGGCAAUCCGAUCCCCGAUGUGAGUUGGACGAAGGACGACGAACCGGUUGUGCCAUCAGACCGCGUGAAGCUGAGCUGCGACGGCAAGAAAGUCGGGCUGCAGAUCGACCCGUGCGAGCCCAAGGACGCGGGCAUUUACGGCUGUCGACUGAGCAAUCCGCUGGGCGAAGACACCACCGGCGCAAACGCGAUCGUCCGCAAGGUGUAUCAAUCCCCGAACUUCACGCAAAAGUUCACAGACUUGCAGCAGCUGCCCGGACACGACUCCAAGUUCCCGGCCCGCGUCACCGGAAUACCGCAUCCAGAAGUGACCUGGUAUUUCAACGACAAGCCGAUUCUGCGGGACAACGACAAGUACAAGAUCAAGCGCGACGGUGAUGCCUGUUGCUUAUAUGUGAAGGAUUGCACGUACGACGACUCAGGACGGUACAGGUGUAAAGCGGUUAACAAGGGCGGCGAAGCGGAAUGUGUAGCGAACCUGGCUGUUGUCGAUAAGAUUCAAAAAAUGCAGAAGGUCGAGCCGCCGGCAUUCCUGAAGAGGAUCGGCGAUUGUGAGGUUUACAGAGGGAUGCCGGCAAAGUUCACCGCGUGUGUCACGGGUUAUCCAGAACCUGAAUUUGAAUGGUAUCGCAACGGUGACAGACUCUGGCCCACCGAUCGCAUCAGGAUGGACCAGGAAGGUAGUCUGUUGCGACUCACGAUAGCCAAUGUGGACGAGCUAGAUGCCGGAAAAUAUGUGCUGAAGAUAUCCAAUCCUCACGGUGAAGAUUCGUGCAACGCCGAGAUGAUUUAUGAAUCUUUAGAGCCACGCGCGAAGAAACCUCUCGCGGAUCAGUACGCGGAUUAUGACAAGUACCAGAAGUCAGGCAUUCCGCUACCGCUGGCGGAUCGUCCUAUCAUCAGCCGUAUGAUGGACCGGCAUCUUACCCUCUCGUGGAAGCCGUCUAUCCCGAUCGGACCGCGAGUGCCCGUGACCUAUCUGGUGGAGAUGUGCGAGUUGCCGGACGGCGAUUGGUUCACCGCACGCAGCGGAAUUCGCAGCUGCGUCUGCGACAUACGCAAUCUCGUGCCGUUCCGCGACUACAAGUUCCGCAUUCGAGUGGAGAACAAGUACGGCAUCAGCGAUCCGUCGCCGUUCGCGCAGACUUAUCGCUCCAAACUGGAGCCGGAGCCGCCCAAGUUCUUCCCCUAUCUACCGCCGGGUAUCGACUUCCGUCCCGAGACCAGUCCCUACUUCCCGAAGGACUUCGACAUCGAGCGACCGCCGCAUGACGGCUACGCUCAGGCGCCUAGAUUCCUGCGUCAGGAAUACGACACGCAGUACGGCGUGAAGAAUCACAAUUGCAACCUCUUCUGGUUCGUCUACGGUUAUCCCAAGCCGAAGAUGACAUAUUACUUCAACGAUCAGCUGAUCGAAUCGGGCGGCCGCUACGAUCAGAGUUAUACCAGGAACGGUCAGGCGACUCUCUUUAUCAAUAGGAUGCUCGAGAGAGACGAAGGUGUCUACGAAGCCGUCGCCACGAACGAACACGGCGAGGCCAGACAAAGAGUUAUCCUAAAGAUCGCGGAGUAUCCUACGUUUAUCGAGAGACCCGAAGAAACCAUCGUGAUGGUGAGGAAAACCGGUCAAUUUUCAGCUCGCGUAACUGGCGUACCUUAUCCGGAACUCAAGUGGUACAAGGACUGGAAGCCUAUAGCUUCGUCCUCCAGAAUCAGGAUUGAGUUCACCGAACCAGAUACCACGACUCUCAUCGUCAACGACGCCAUCACCAAGGACGAGGGUCUCUAUUCGAUCAGCGCGGGUAACGUGGCCGGUUCGAUAUCGUGCUCGGUGAUGCUGCAUGUGGAGGAAAACGAGCAGGAAUACGGAUACAGGACGUAUCGCAAGAAGAUGGAUGUGAAACCGCGAGACAAACUGUUCGCCGAUUUGUACGACCUGGGUGAUGAAUUGGGUCGAGGCACUCAGGGUGUCACUUAUCACGCAGUCGAACGGAAUACCGGAAGAAAUUACGCGUCUAAAAUUAUGCACGGACGCGGUGAUCUCAAACCGUUCAUGUAUAACGAAAUGGAAGCGAUGAACAACUUACAUCACCGCAAAUUACUGCGACUACACGAUGCUUUCGAGACUAACGACUCGGUCACUCUUGUCAUGGAACUAGCGGCUGGUGGUGAAUUGGUGGAUACUCUCACGAGACAAGAACACUACACCGAGAUAGACAUCGCUCGUUAUAUACGUCAAUUGUUAUGGGGAUUGGAAUAUAUGCACGAUAAUCAUUACGCGCAUCUUAGUCUGACGCUUGGCGAUCUAUUAAUCUCGCACGCAAAUGGAGAUGACCUGAAGAUCGGAGAUUUCGGACUCGCCCGCAGAAUUUUGCAGGCAAAGCUGAUGACCUUGGCAUACGGUAUGCCGGAAUAUGUCGCACCGGAAGUAACUAAUAACGAGGGCGUCAGCUACCCCGCGGAUAUGUGGUCUGUUGGUAUAAUUACUUACAUUUUGCUGUCGGGAAUUUCACCGUUCAGAGGCGCGAACGACAGAGAGACGUUGAGGAAGAUCAGGGAAGGCAGAUGGGAUUUCGACGAGCGAUGGAAGAACAUCUCAAACGAAGCGCAGGACUUUAUACAUAGUUUACUGCGAUACAAUGUCGACAAUAGGCUGGACGUCAAGGCUGCUUUGGCUCAUCCGUGGUUCAAUUAUAUUGAUAACUCGCCGUCGGAGCUUUACAGAAUACCUUCUGAGAACCUGAAAAAUUAUUACAAACUUUAUCGCGAUUGGUAUAGUAAUGCUUCGUGUCGCACGUGGUAUCGUCGACGCAAACUGGAGACAGCAUUCGAGCAUCCAUCGCGAAUGGUAUAUCCACCCGGACAUAAAUUCACACCCGAACCCAGCGUCGAGAGAAGUCCGAAGAAACGUUCUCCCAGGACAUGGGAGAAUCAAAUACCAUCCAGAGAACCGAUCGAUACAGAAAUCGGGAUUAUCACGAGCGAAAGCCAUUAUCAAAAUGGUCCAGACACGUAUCUUCUUCAGCUGCGAGACACCGAUUUCCCUGUACGAUUACGUGAAUACAUGAAAGUCGCGUGUAAUCGCAGUCCCGGAUUCUCACGCUCCAUUGCCGAUGACAAUGGUUAUGAUUGGAGGACACCCAUCAUAAGGGAACGUCGUCGAUUCACGGACGUUAUGGACGAGGAGAUCGACGAUGAGAGGAGGGAGCGCAUCAAUCGUUAUGGAUCGGCGGAUACAUAUACGCUUAGACGUCUAAGGAAUGAGCUAGGCACUCGGCUGGAUAGUUACGCCGAAGCCGAGGCGAUAAUCGGGUCAAAGAAGGAGGGCCAGCCUCCGUUCUUCCGCGAGAAACCACAAAUCUGUCCGAUCGAGGAGGGAAAACCGGCUCAGCUCGUCUGUCUAGCAGUGGGAAAUCCGAAACCACUGAUACAAUGGUUUAAGAAUGACAUAGUCGUCCAGGUGAACAAUAGAAUUAAAGUGACAGAAGACACCGAUGGGAGGUCGAUACUCAGUUUUAAUCCUACGAAGGAGCAUGACAUCGGGAUAUACAAGGUCGUGGCGAGGAACCCUAUAGGACAAACAGUUGUUAGAACCAGGGUGUUGCUGGCGACGGUGCCUUUUGGUCCGGAUUCUCCAGAGGCUUCCGAUGUUUCGGAUACCGAAGUCCUUCUGCGAUGGAAGCAACCGAAGUACGAUGGCAAUUCGCCCGUGCUGUGCUAUAAUCUUCAGUAUAAGGAAGGUGACUCGAUCGCCUGGAUAGACGUCGCUUCCAACAUCGAUCACGAGUUCUACCUGGUGCGUGACCUGAAGCAAGACACGAGCUACAACUUCCGUCUGGCGGCGCGCAAUCGUAUAGGCUGGAGCGAGAAGGGCAUCCCGUCGAAGUUGAUCAAAACGCGACCACCGGGUUGCUUGAAGGUGCAGAUCACACGAGCGAUGAGGCAUCUUCAGGAGUUGACCGAAGCUGGCCAGGAGAUCGUCUUAGAAGAAGACAGACCUCACAUAGAUUACUCCGUGGAAGAGCAUCCAAUCGAGUGGUCGGUGGAGUCUACGCAACUAUCUACCAAGUACAGCUUCAUCUCCGAAUUGUCGCGCGGUCAGUUCUCCGUUGUAGCAAAGGGCGUAGACAAGAGCACAGAUCGAGUGGUAAUCGCCAAGAUCCUGGAGCUGAACAUCAAUACAGAAGAACAGGUGAUGCGGGAAUACGAGGUACUGCGUUCGCUGCGACACGAGCGAAUAGCCAUGUUGGAGAUGGCCUACAAGACACCCUCCGGUUCUCCGGUUGCGGUAUUCAUCAUGGAGAAGCUCCAGGGUGCCGACAUACUCACGUACUUCUCCAGCCGACACGAAUACACGGAGAACUGCGUGGCGAACGCCGUCACGCAGAUCCUCGACGGUCUGCAAUAUUUGCACUGGCGCGGCUACUGUCACCUGGACAUCCAGCCGGAUAACAUCGUCAUGUCGUCCGUGAGAUCGGUGCAGGUGAAGCUGGUCGACAUGGGGUCCGCUCAUCGAGUUAGUCGACUAGGCACGAUAGUGCCUGAGCAAGUGGGUCAUCAUGAGUAUAGAUCGCCUGAGCUUUACAACGAAGAGCCGGUCUACCCGCAGACGGAUAUAUGGAUGGUCGGCGUGUUGACCUACGUGUUGCUCUCCGGGGUCUCUCCCUUCGCCGGCCAGAACACGACGGAGACCAGGCAGAACAUAUCCUUCGUCAGAUACAGAUUCGAAUAUCUUUUUAAAGAGCUUAGUCAGGAGGCUACCAGAUUUCUCAUGCUGGUCUUCAAACGCGCGCCAAGUAAAAGACCGAUGGCAGAAGAAUGCCACGAGCAUAGGUGGCUAUUACCAACCGAAUACAUGAUCAAGAAACGCGAGAGGGCUGUGUUUCUGGGCAACAGAUUAAAGGAGUAUAACGAAAAGUAUCACGAAGAAAAAUUGAAGCUAGCUUCUGAAAACCUAGCGAGCGAGAGUUUAUUGGGUUCGAAACAGAAGCUCAUUAGGUCGACCAGCAUACAAGAAGAGUUGCUAACCACGUUCUAACAAUAAACCUGCGAUUUUUUAUUUAUAUUUAUAGACACACGUACACCAUGCAAAAACAUUUCGUCUCGCGUACGUGUCUGGACAGCGAGAAGAAAUGAUGAGAAACGUGAGAGAUUCUCGUCUCUUGCGUUUUCUCUUUUGUUAUAAUUUAUUUGUUACAACUUGUAAUUAAUUAAUUAUAUAAAGAUAUAUCGUUGAUACUUCGCCGACGAAUUCCGUCGACACCCAUGUAAGACGAUAAGUUUCUCAAUCGUCCGUUAAUUCGACGAGUAUAAUACAAAUGAAUUGUUGCCUAUACAUUUCAACGAGUCAAAGUGCAAAUCGAAUUUUUUGAAAUUAAGCAAAAAAUUUCGAUUACGCGUUGUACGAAAAUUAUAAAUAAAUAUUUGAUGAAAUAA
This is a messenger RNA of Nylanderia fulva, 19028 nucleotides long. RefSeq names its product Obscurin (gene Obsc). Lineage: Eukaryota; Metazoa; Arthropoda; Insecta; Hymenoptera; Formicidae. Gene Ontology annotation, molecular function: protein binding; ATP binding; guanyl-nucleotide exchange factor activity. Gene Ontology annotation, biological process: protein phosphorylation. The record is from RefSeq and is a predicted model, not a curated record.